Micropterus dolomieu (smallmouth bass) is the source of this 1195-nucleotide messenger RNA. RefSeq names its product G-protein coupled receptor 4-like. Lineage: Eukaryota; Metazoa; Chordata; Actinopteri; Centrarchiformes; Centrarchidae. Gene Ontology annotation, biological process: positive regulation of Rho protein signal transduction; phospholipase C-activating G protein-coupled receptor signaling pathway. Gene Ontology annotation, cellular component: membrane. Gene Ontology annotation, molecular function: G protein-coupled receptor activity. The coding region runs from base 113 to 994 and encodes 293 amino acids. The transcript is spliced from 4 exons. The record is from RefSeq and is a predicted model, not a curated record.
UGUUCUUUUCUUUUUUGCUGAUUGUACUUUAAUAAAAGACACUUUGAGUAAAGAAUCUCAAAGAUUAUUUUUCCUCUCCUCCUCCUCCUGCUGCAAGGUUUCACUCUGAAGAAUGGACGGUUUCUACUUUAACAACACCUCACAGGACCAAAGCUAUAAUCACAGGAACAUCACCUCCAACUACAAAGAGUACAACGAGUUCGACAUCACAGAUGUGGUGACAUGCAUAAUCAUUGCCAUCAGCCUUCCUCUGACCCUGGUGGCCAUCUAUUCUCUUUAUUCUAUGGUGAGAAGUGAUCAUGUUGCUCCCAUCUACCUCAUCAACCUCCUCAUUACCGACGUCCUUCAGUUCUGCUGCAUGAUCGUUGAUGUGGCACCAAAUGUGGAUGAGAAUAUAUAUUUCAUCUUCUAUUGUAUUUACUUCUCUGCUCUGUUUGCCAGUGUUUACUUCAUGGUCUGCAUCGCCCUGGAAAGGUAUUUGGUCAUCGCCCACCCGCUGUGGUACCACUCCAGACGAACCAUCAAGACCUCUGUGGCGGUCUGUGUCCUGGUCUGGAUCCUUUCUCUUGUCUGUGCUUUCCUUAUAUUUUUCUCUGGAGUUCUGAUCAGAUACAUUAUCUUCCCUAUCCUCCUCCUCCCCCCCUUCCCACUGUUAAUAUUCUUCCUGGUUGGGACCCUCAAAGCCCUGUCUGCUACCAUUUCGGUUCGCUCUGAUGAAAAACGACGAAUUGUGGGAAUUUUAGUUCUGGUGCUGCUUAUUUACACUCUGCUGUUCCUGCCCAGAAUCAUUUGGUGCCUGAAAGUAUUCAAUGACAAUACCCUGUUGCUAGAAGACUUGAGACUCAACAGCCUGUCUUUCAUCUUUGUCAGGUUCAGUCCUGUUGCAGACUUGUUCCUGUAUGUCUUCAUGAGGAAAGGGACCAUAGACAAGCUUUUGGCCUCUGUGUGUUGCUGCAGAAUGAACAGCAAUGAUAUCAGCAGUCCAUCAGUAUGAAUGAUGACAACAUUUCCACAGUCAGCUUCAUGUAGGCAGAGAAAGAGGGAGAGAGAGAAAGGGGAGGAAACAGGAGGAGAAAUGGAGGCCAAUAGAAAGGAUAGAGACGAGACAGAUCCUGUCAUCUACUGAGACCAUUUCCAAUAAGACACCUAACUGUAGAGAACAGGAAGCACUGUUUGGACUCUGCUGUGGGAGAAG